Messenger RNA from Aquila chrysaetos chrysaetos, 450 nucleotides. It is a transcript of the gene NDUFA1, whose product is annotated as NADH:ubiquinone oxidoreductase subunit A1. Lineage: Eukaryota; Metazoa; Chordata; Aves; Accipitriformes; Accipitridae. The record is from RefSeq and is a predicted model, not a curated record. The transcript is spliced from 3 exons. Bases 161 to 373 code for a protein of 70 amino acids.
CCGCCCCCCCCCCUCCCCGGGCCUUGCCUCGGUAGUGACGGCGGCGCGGGGCAGGCCGGGAAGGGUCGCGGGGCAGGCCGGGAAGGGUCGCGGGGCAGGCCGGGAAGGGUGUCCGCAGCGAGCCCGGGGCGGCCGUGAGGGUCGGCGCGGUAGCGGCGGGAUGUGGUACGAGAUCCUGCCCGGCAUGGCCAUCAUGGGCAUCUGCCUCAGCAUCCCCGGCCUCUCCACCGUCUACAUGCACCGCUGGUGCAACGGCGGCAAGGAGAAGAGGAUCGCCCGCUAUCCCUACCAGUGGACCCUGAUGGAAAGAGACCGGCGGCUGUCGGGCGUCAACAAGUACUACGUCUCCAAGGGUCUGGAGAACAUAGACUAAGGUGGUGGCCACUUUGAAGAAUCCACAUAUCCAUAUACAAUGAUUUAACUCUUUAUUAAAGAUAUACAUGUAUUCAA